Molecule: messenger RNA, 1397 nt
Organism: Acomys russatus (golden spiny mouse)
Lineage: Eukaryota; Metazoa; Chordata; Mammalia; Rodentia; Muridae
Gene: Ccne2
Product: cyclin E2
Exons: 12
Coding region: 129-1346 (405 amino acids)
Biological process (GO): G1/S transition of mitotic cell cycle; regulation of cyclin-dependent protein serine/threonine kinase activity
Cellular component (GO): centrosome; cytoplasm; nucleus
Molecular function (GO): cyclin-dependent protein serine/threonine kinase regulator activity
Source: RefSeq, a predicted model, not a curated record
GAGGUGUCAGUCUGCGGCGCAUGCGUGCGGGGCGGGCCGGGCCAGGCCUAUAUAUUGAGUUGGCGCCGGCGCCAGCUGAGCCGAGCUGUAGAGGGUCUGGCGAGGUUUCAUAGGCCUCAAAGAAGAGAAUGUCGAGACGCAGUAGCCGUUUACAAGCUAAGCAACAGCAUGCCCAACCCAACCAGCCAGACUCUCCGCAAGAAGCACAGAUAAUUCAGGCCAAGAAGAGAAAAACAGCACAGGAUGUCAAAAAAAGGGACGAGGAGAUGACCAAGAAGCAUCAGUAUGAGAUUAGGAAUUGUUGGCCACCUGUGCUGUCUGGAGGAAUCAGUCCUUGUAUUAUCAUUGAAACACCUCAUAAAGAAAUAGAAACAAGUGACUUCUCUAGAUUUACAAAUUACAGAUUUAAAAAUCUUUUUAUUAAUCCCUCACCUCUGCCAGAUUUAAGCUGGGGAUGUUCACAGGAAGUUUGGCAAAACAUGUUACAAAAGGAAAGCAGAUAUGUGCAUGACAAACAUUUUGAAGUUCUGCAUUCAGACCUGGAACCACAGAUGAGGUCAAUACUGUUAGACUGGCUUUUAGAGGUAUGUGAAGUAUACACGCUUCAUAGGGAGACAUUUUACCUUGCCCAGGACUUUUUUGACAGAUUUAUGUUGACACAAAAGGAUGUAAAUAAAAAUAUGCUUCAACUCAUUGGGAUCACCUCACUGUUCAUUGCUUCCAAACUUGAGGAAAUCUACGCUCCCAAACUCCAGGAGUUUGCGUAUGUCACUGAUGGUGCUUGCAGUGAAGUAGAUAUCUUAAAGAUGGAACUCUCUAUAUUAAAGGCUUUAAAAUGGGAACUUUGUCCGGUAACAGUCAUCUCCUGGCUGAAUCUUUUUCUCCAAGUUGAUGCUGUUAAAGAUGUUCCUAAGGUUCUUCUACCUCAAUAUUCUCAGGAGACGUUCAUCCAGAUAGCUCAGCUUUUAGAUCUGUGUAUUUUAGCCAUCGACUCAUUAGAAUUCCAAUACAGAAUUCUGGCUGCUGCUGCCUUAUGCCAUUUUACCUCCAUUGAAGUGGUUAAGAAAGCCUCAGGUUUGGAAUGGGAUGACAUCUCAGAAUGUGUAGACUGGAUGGUGCCCUUUGUCAGUGUAAUAAAGAGUGUAAGUCCAGUGAAGCUGAAGACUUUUAAGAAGAUUCCUAUGGAAGACAGACACAAUAUCCAGACACACACAAAUUAUUUGGCUUUGCUGAAUGAAGUAAACUAUGUCAACACCUUCAGGAAAGGCGGGCAGUUGUCACCAGUGUGUAAUGGAGGCAUCAUGACACCACCAAAGAGUACUGAAAAACCACCAGUAAAGUACUGAAGCUAACAACAAAUUGGAAUUGAGCAAAUACUGGGUAGAAUUUCAUUGAGU